Oncorhynchus keta (chum salmon) is the source of this 10265-nucleotide messenger RNA. RefSeq names its product tensin-2-like. Gene Ontology annotation, molecular function: protein tyrosine phosphatase activity; protein binding. Lineage: Eukaryota; Metazoa; Chordata; Actinopteri; Salmoniformes; Salmonidae. Bases 316 to 6384 code for a protein of 2022 amino acids. The record is from RefSeq and is a predicted model, not a curated record. Gene Ontology annotation, biological process: peptidyl-tyrosine dephosphorylation. The transcript has 33 exons.
UAUUGCUAUGAGAGAAGACAGAGGGAGAGAGACCAUAUAUGUAAAGAAUAUAGCAUAUGAGUAUUUGAGAGACGGCGGAUGCAUGUGUCUGUGUGAGACAUAGAGAGGAGUGAGAGAAGGUAUAUCCUCUGGCCCUUGGAGAGUGAGCGUGAGGCUGAAUGGGAGCCAGAAAAAGGGGAAGGGCCUCGCGUCAGCCAACAAAAACAGCUGCCUGAGACUACGCAGGAAAACAGUGUCUGGUAGAGUAUAGGGAGAGGUGGACAGGGAGAGAGAGGACAGGAGAGAGAGAGAGAGCGCCAGGGCUCACAUCUCUAUAUGGGUUGCGUCCUGACUGCGGAGCCUUGCUGUGGGGAGGAAGCAGAGCCUGUGCCCGUGGUGAGAGGGUCACUGACGCGCCGAGGUCCAGAGAGGUCCAACAGCGGCAGGAUGAGGCUGACUAAGACAGGGAAGGGGGAGCCCCAUGUCUUCAAGGAGAAAACCUUUAAGAAGAACCGUCAGUGUGGGGUGUGUCGUCAGAGUGUGGACAACACGGGGUCCUUUUGCCGAGUGUGUAAAACAGCCGCUCACAAGAAAUGCGAGGCAAAGGUGACCACAGCUUGCAUCCCAGCUCUCCCGUCUGAUCUGCAGGGCAAAGGAACUGCUCCAUCCCGACACAUCCAACAUCUGGGCUCCACAAGGUCUUUGACUUACAACAAACAGAGGAACACCCUCUCCAGGAGUAUCAGUGUGGACCGUGUGAUGGAGAGAGUCAUGGAGCGUCAUUAUGACUUUGACCUGACCUACAUCACUGAGAGGAUCAUCUCCGUGUUCUUCCCCCCUCUGCUGGACGAGCAGCGCUACCGUCUCAACCUCAAGGAGGUGACUGCCAUGCUCAGGUCCAAGCACCAGGACAAGUUCCUGCUCUUCAACCUCUCUGAACGACACCAUGACAUCACCCGCAUGAAUCCAAAGGUCCUUGACUUCGGCUGGCCUGACUUCCAUGCCCCUCCCCUGGACAAGAUCUGUGCCAUGUGUAAGGCCAUGGAGACGUGGCUGACCUCCGACCCCCAGCAUGUGGUGGUCCUGCACUGCAAGGGCAACAAGGGCAAAACAGGAGUGAUUAUUGCAGCCUACAUGCACUACAGCAAGAUCUCUGCAGGGGCAGACCAGGCCCUCAGCACCCUGGCCAUGAGGAAGUUCUGCGAGGAUAAGGUAUCUUCCUCCCUCCAACCGUCCCAAAACAGGUAUAUCUACUACUUUGGGGGGCUCCUCUCUGGGGCGAUCAAGAUGAACAGCAGUCUGCUACUCCUUCACCAGGUCCUCAUCCCCACGCUUCCUAACUUCCAGGGCAAAGGAGGUUACUUCCCCUUCCUGAAGAUCUACCAGUCCAUGCAGCUGGUCUAUACAUCAGGGAUAUAUGACUUGAAGGGUUCUGUGGGCAGAAGACUGUGUGUGACCAUUGAACCUGCACUGCUGCUGAAGGGAGACAUCAUGGUGAAGUGUUACCACAGACGGGCACAGGGUGCAGAGAGGGACACAGUGUUCAGACUGCAGUUCCACACCUGCACCAUCCACGGGGCCCAGCUAUGGUUUGGCAAGGGGGAGUUGGAUGAGGCCUGUACUGAUGAACGAUUUCCCUCGGAUGCCACGGUGGAGUUUGUCUUCUCCUCGGGACCAGAGAAAAUGAAAGGGCGUGAGUACCAGAGAAAUGACCCUGCUGUCACAGUGGACUACAACACAGCUGAUCCAGUGGUGCGCUGGGACUCCUAUGAGAACUUCAACCAGCGCUAUCAAGACAGCCUCGAUGACAUAGCCCACACCAGGGGUCCAGUGGACGGAAGUCUGUACGCCCAGAUAAAGAAGCGUCUCUCAGCCCCAGGCUCUGGCUCCCUGACCUCUACCAAUGGCAGUCCAGCAGGCACCAGCGAGGAGAGGCCCAGUCAGAGCCAGCUGCUCUCUCCCAGCUCUGACUCUCUCACUCACUCCGGCCACUCGUCUGCCCUCCCAGAGCAUCCAGAGGAGUCCAGAGGGCUCCCGCCACCCACCCGGCAGGAGAGAGAGGACCUGGACCGACUGCUGGGGGGCAUCGAGGGGGAGGGGGACGGCCUGGACAGAGAGAGGGAGACUGCCAUCCUGGACGAUGGGGACUUGUCGUCUGAGCAUACAGGCACCCUGAGGCUCGACCGCUCCUGUUCUUGCCGGGUGGGCUACCAUUCCCAGCGCUGUGCCGAGCCCGGCUGUGACCGACUCCACCUCAUGUCCAGUGGCUACUGCCGGGACAGAGCUCCGGGCACCAACGGCCACCCUGGGUCACCGCCCUUGACUAACCCUGCCACCGUCCCCUCACACAUGGACCUGUGUCAGCACUACAGCCCACACCCUCAACCCCAUCAGGCCCUGCCUCCCCCUGACCUGGUAUGGAACCGCCAACAGGGCCCUCCACACUACCUGCACCGUGAGGGACCCUCUCGUCACCCCUCUCUGUGCCCCUAUCCAUCCCAAGACCUGACCUCUCACCCCCACAUCCUUCAUCCCGGGCGCCUGCUCUGUAGAAGUGAUGACUAUGGUCCGUACCACCACCCUCCCUCACACACACACCAUCACCCUCACCACCCCAAGUCCUCCGGGUCCUACCAAGAUAUGCUGCUGCUGGAUGGCAUGCCGCCCCCUGGCUGCCCCUGCCGGGACUGCCUCAUCAGGAGGGAGGAUUCAGCCUUCCACGGCUUGCGGCUGGAGCGAGGAGAGAGCUUCCACUGGGACAGAGAGGCAGAACUGCAGCAUCGGGAAGCAGGGCUAAGGAGAGUAAGGGAGUCUGAGCUGCCUAGAGGGGCAGAGAUGCACUGGGAGAGGGAGGCAGGGGGACUGAGAAGAGGCAGGGAGAUGUCACUGCACUGGGAGAGAGACAGGGAGGCAGAGCUCCAAUGGGAGAGGGAGAGAAAGUCCGACUAUUGGCACCGGAGGGCCUACAGGCUUCAGGACCACGAGCUACCUGCCUUCUCCUUUGACCCUCUGCCGUCCGGCCACCCUGCGUACCCAGAGGCGUCUCGCUCCCACGGCCACGCCCACCUGAAGUACAGCAGCAGCAGCAGCAGUGGCUACCAGACCCCGCACCAGGUCUGCCUCUGCUCCCACUACCAGCCCUCCCCCUCUGAGAGCAGGGGUUAUGCCUCAGGUUACCAGUCUGAGUCCACCUCCCCUCUGCCCCCUCCCUCCACCCUGUCAGGCCCCUGCAGCCACACCAGAGGGCCAGCAGACCACCACCCCGAAGCCCACACUCAGCAGUACCCAUCUGAGAGCCAGACAGAUGGAAGGGGGAUGAGUGAGAACGUGAGUUGGCGGGACCACAUCUCCCAGGGUUCCUUCAAGAGGAUGCAUCCUUCAAGAGAUGUCCCGUGUUCCACGCCCUCUGACCUCUCUAGGCCGCCCACCCCUGUUCUCACCAGCAGCCCUCUGUGCACACAAGAAAGCCUCAGUCUAGGUGUGCACUCACUAGUUGGAUCGACUGACAUAGUCAACAGUGACUGUGAGUCUGUCCAGUCUCAGGAUAGGCCCAGCAGUGCUGCUGCUCAGGGGUCGCAGGUCAACCAGCAACACAUCCCUGACCCUUUACAGUCUACAUCCGUGACACCCACACCUUCCCCCACCCAACCCAACAGCCGCUGGACCACACUGACAGCAACACAACCACCCUCACCCUACCAGCCCCAGAACCACAGCGCUACAUCUUCACCCUACCAGCCCCAGAACCACAGCGCUACAUCUUCACCCUACCAGCCCCAGAACCACAGUGCUACACAUUCACCCCACCAGCCCCAGAACCACAGUGCUACAUAUUCACCCCACCAGCCCCAGAACCACAGUGCUACAUCUUCACCCCACCAGCCCCAGAACCACAGUGCUACAUCUUCACCCCACCAGCCCCAGAACCACAGUGCUACACCUUCACCCCACCAGCCCCAGAACCACAGUACUACACCUUCACCCCACCAGUCCGAGAACCACAGUGCUACACCUUCACCCCACCAGUCCCAGAACCACAGUGCUACACCUUCACCCCACCAGCCCCAGAACCACAGUGCUACACCUUCACCCCAACAGCCCCAGAACCACAGUGCUACAUAUUCACCCCACCAGCCCCAGAACCACAGUGCUACAUCUUCACCCCACCAGCCCCAGAACCACAGUGCUACAACUUCACCCCACCAGCCCCAGAACCACAGUGCUACACCUUCACCCCACCAGCCCCAGAACCACAGUGCUACAUCUUCACCCCACCAGCCCCAGAACCACAGUGCUACAUCUUCACCCCACCAGCCCCAGAACCACAGUGCUACACCUUCACCCCACCAGUCCCAGAACCACAGUGCUACAUCUUCACCCCACCAGCCCCAGAACCACAGUGCUACACCUUCACCCCACCAGCCCCAGAACCACAGUGCUACAUCUUCACCCCACCAGCCCCAGAACCACAGUGCUACAUCUUCACCCCACCAGCCCCAGAACCACAGUGCUACAUCUUCACCCCACCAGCCCCAGAACCACAGUGCUACAUCUUCACCCCACCAGCCCCAGAACCACAGUGCUACAUCUUCACCCCACCAGCCCCAGAACCACAGUGCUACACCUUCACCCCACCAGCCCCAGAACCACAGUACUACACCUUCACCCCAAGAGCCCCAAAACCACAGUACUACAUCUUCACCCCACCAGCCCCAGAACCACAGUACUACACCUUCACCCCACCAGCCCCAGAACCACAGUACUACACCUUCACCCCAAGAGCCCCAAAACCACAGUACUACACCUUCACCCCACCAGCCCCAGAACUACAUUGCUACAUCUUCACCCUCAACUACAAACAGCCAGCCCAGCAACCACUGCCACCCUGCUACACCCACUCAGACACCCACUGAGAAAGCUAGCCUAACUGGUCCAAAGACCACCCAUCCUACAGAGACUGCUGUACUGCCUCCUGUUGCCCAGCCCCAGUUCCAGUCCCCCAACCCUGUACCUGGAGCAUGUCCACUCAGGAAACUGACCACAGAGGUCCCUAAAUCCAGCUCCACCCUCACCUCGGCCCCUUCCUCCCCCCAGCCUCCCAUCAGCAGUCUGGAGGGGUUCCCCUCCUCAGAGCCUCCUGUGCCUGGCUUCGCCACCCUGGGCCGGAGGUUGAUGCUGGUCACUGAGCCCCCAGGACCACUGCAGCACUACCCUGGCAUGGAGGGCAGCACCAGUGGGCACUCUCCAGCCCCUGAGGUACACACCACCCCCACAUUCCCCAUCUCUGCCACCGGCUGCUAUCCCCCAUCAGUCCCACAUGUGCCAUACUUGAGCUACACUGCUGUCACCAUCCCCCAGUGCCCACACCCAGAGAAACGGGGUCAGUCUGCCCCGCCAGGGUCGCCUAAUUGCGGGGUGAGGACCCUGAGGCCAACCCCCUCACAGCACCAUGUCACCUUCUCUCCAACGGUGGGGGAGAUGGCGCCCCCUGCAGGCCAAGAGGAGGGAGUGCUAUCUCUGGAGAGUGAGAUGGCAGGCAGAGUCAGUGUUACGUUUGUCCAGGACAACUCACGCUUCUGGUACAAGCCUGGCAUCUCCAGGGACCAAGCCAUUGCUGCGCUGAAGGAGAGAGAACCAGGGGCCUUUCUUAUCCGGGACAGCAACUCCUUCCAGGGAGCCUAUGGCCUGGCGCUGAAAGUGGCCACCCCGCCUGCUAACCUCAACAACCCCAGCAGCAGAGUGGUCGAUCCAUUAGAGCAGCUGGUGCGACACUUCCUGAUUGAGACGGGCCCCCGUGGAGUGAAGAUCAAAGGGUGUCAGAAUGAGCCCCACUUUGGGAGUUUGUCUGCGUUAGUAUACCAGCACUCCAUCACUCCCAUCUCUCUUCCCUGUUCCCUACGGAUCCCAGAGAAAGAUCCCAUUGGAGAAAUGCAGGAGCUGCAGUCGACUGCUAGUAACAUGAGCACAGCUUCAGACCUGCUCAAACAGGGUGCAGCCUGUAAUGUGCUUUACCUGAACUCUGUGGAGACUGAGUCACUGACCGGACCCCAGGCCAUCUCCAGAGCAACCGGAGCCACCCUGGCACAGAAUCCCCGGCCAGCGGCCACAGUGGUCCACUUCAAAGUGUCCUCACAGGGCAUCACACUGACCGACAGCCAGCGCAGGGUGUUCUUCAGGAGACACUACCCAGUCAACAGUGUGACCUUCAGCAGCAUCGACCCCCAGGACAGGAGGUGGACUAACUCAGACAGCACAACUUCUAAGGUGUUUGGGUUUGUAGCCAAGAAGCCAGGCAGCAUGGCAGAGAACGUGUGUCAUCUGUUUGCCGAGCUCGACCCGGAGCAGCCUGCCUCAGCCAUCGUCAACUUCAUCAACAAGGUGAUGUUAGGGCCGCAGCGCAGGUAGAGAGACAGAAAAGGACCAAGCCAGGGACCUGUCACCGCAACAACACUGUCACAACUCCUAAAGAGAAUCAGGAGGAUACAGAAAUGCUUUACAGACCCAUAAAGCACCAGUGGUGGUGGCAUCUUUUCAAAGACUGAGUUUUGACCCCAAAGGCUCAACAUUUUAAACAUGACUGCCAUUUUGAAUUAUAAUCUAAAUGUAAUCGUUGUUACUAUUCUAAUGUCUAUAAUGCCGCCAUUGAUAGUUGCCUUCGAGAUACCAAAGCUUUGUUGUCAGUAAUCUAAGGUAUCAAUAAGUAGCCUAGUCUACCAAAGAUCUUGCCUCAACCCUGUCACUCUCCCUUUGACAAUCAUAAGUGUAAGUCAAACACAAUGUAGAAGAUGAUAUAGUCCUACAGCAGGCUACAGUAGACUACAGUAGAUUACAGUAGGCUACAGUAGGCUACAUUAGUCUACAGUAGAUUACAGUAGGCUACAUUAGGCUACCGUAGGCUACAGUAGACUGACUACAUUAGGCUACAGUAGAUUACAGUAGGCUACAGUAGACUGACUACAUUAGGCUACAGUAGAUUACAGUAGGCUACAGUAGACUGACUACAUUAGGCUACAGUAGACUGAGUACAUUAGGCUACAGUAUAUUACAUUAGGCUACAGUAUAUUACAUUAGGCUACAGUAGAUUACAUUAGUCUACAGUAGACUGACUACAUUAGGCUACAGUAGAAUACAGUAGACUACUGUAGGCUACAGUAGACUGACUACAUUAGGCUACAGUAGACUACAGUAGGCUACAGUACACUGACUACAUUAGGCUACAGUAGAUUACAAUAGGCUACAUGUAUAUUACAUUAGGCUACAGUAGACUACAUUAGGCUACAGUGGAUUACAGUAGACAACAGUAGACUGCAGUAGACUGACUACAUUAGGGUACAGAAGGGUAUGUUAGGCUACAGUAGAUUACAGUAGACUGCAGUAGAUUACAGCAGACUGCAGUAGAUUACAGCAGACUACAGUAGGCUGCAUUAGACUGACUACAUUAGGCUACAGUAGACUACAUUAGGCUACAGUAGAUUACAGUAGACUGCAGUAGAUUACAGCAGACUACAGUAGGCUGCAUUAGACUGACUACAUUAGGCUACAGUAGACUACAUUAGGCUACAGUAGAUUACAGUAGACUACAGUAGAUUACAGCAGACUACAGUAGCCUGCAUUAGACUGACUACAUUAGACUACAGUAGACUACAUUAGGCUAUAGUAGAUUACAGUAGGCUGCAGUAGAUUACAGUAGGCUACAGUAGACUACAGUAGGGUAUGGUAUGCUACAGUAGAAAGUAAAAGUGAGAAACGUCUAUUUGUAAUGUGCAAGCGACAAAGUGUAUGUGGUUAGGGUAUCAAUGUGUGUGGAGGCUAGGAGUUAGGGCACAGAUAUGGUAAUGUAUGGAGGCUAGGGGUUAGGGCACAGAUAUGGUAAUGUAUGGAGGCUGGAGGCUAGGGCACAGCUAUGGUAAUGUGGUGGGGGCUAGGGUGCAGAUGUGGUAAUGUAGUGGAGGCUAGGGGUUAGGGUACAGCUAUGGUAAUGUGGUGGAGGCUAAGGGCUAGGGCACAGAUAUGGUAAUGUAUGGAGGCUAGGGGUUAGGGCACAGAUAUGGUAAUGUGGUGGAGGCUAGGUGCUAGGGCACAGAUAUGGUAAUGUGGUGGAGGCUAGGUGCUAGGGCACAGAUAUGGUAAUGUGGUGGAGGCUAGGGGCUAGGGCACAGAUAUGGUAAUGUGUGGAGGCUAGGGGCUAGGGCACAGAUAUGGUAAUGUGGUGGAGGCUAGGGGCUAGGGCACCGAUAUGGUAAUGUAUGUAGGGGCUAAGGUACAGAUAUGGUAAUGUGGUGGAGGCUAGGGGCUAGGGUACAGAUAUGGUAAUGUGGUGGAGGCUAGGGGCUAGGGCACAGAUAUGGUAAUGUAUGUAGGGGCUAAGGUACAGAUAUGGUAAUAUAUGUAGGGGCUAAGGUACAGAUAUAGUAAUGUGAUGGAGGCUAGGGGCUAGGGUACAUAUGGUAAUGUGGUGGAGGCUAGGGGUUAGGUUACAGAUAUGGUAAUGUAUGUGGAGGCUAGGGGUUAGGGUACAGAUAUGGUAAUGUAUGUGGAGGCUAGGGGUUAGGGUACAGAUAUGGUAAUGUAUGUGGAGGCUAGGGGUUAGGGUACAGAUAUGGUAAUGUGAUGGAGGCUAGGGGUUAGGGUACAGAUAUGGUAAUGUGGUGGAGGCUAGGUGCUAGGGCACAGAUAUGGUAAUGUGGUGGAGGCUAGGGGUUAGGGUACAGAUAUGGUAAUGUGUGGAGGCUAGGGGUUAGGGUACAGAUAUGGUAAUGUGUGGAGGCUAGGGGUUAGGGUACAGAUAUAGUAAUGUGUGGAGGCUAGGGGUUAGGGUACAGAUAUAGUAAUGUGUGGAGGCUAGGGGUUAGGGUACAGAUAUAGUAAUGUGUGGAGGCUAGGGAUUAGGGUACAUAUAUAGUAAUGUGUGGAGGCUAGGGGUUAGGGUACAUAUAUGGUAAUGUGAUGGAGGCUAGGGGUUAGGGUACAUAUAUGGUAAUGUGAUGGAGGCUAGGGGUUAGGUUACAGAUAUGGUAAUGUAUGUGGAGGCUAGGCGUUAGGGUACAGAUAUGGUAAUGUAGUGGAGGCUAGGGGUUAGGGUACAGAUAUGGUAAUGUGGUGGAGGCUAGGGGUUAGGGUACAGCUAUGGUAAUGUGGUGGAGGCUAGGGGUUAGGGUACAGAUAUGGUAAUGUGAUGGAGGCUAGGGGUUAGGGUACAGAUAUGGUAAUGUGUGGAGGCUAGGGAUUAGGGUACAUAUAUAGUAAUGUGUGGAGGCCAGGGGUUAGGGUACAUAUAUAGUAAUGUGUGGAGGCUAGGGAUUAGGGUAAUGUGUGGAGGCUAGAGUACAGAUAUGGUAAUAUGUGGAGGCUAGGGGUUAGGGUACAGAUAUGGUAAUGUGUGGAGGCUAGGUUGUUAGGGUACAGAUAUGGUAAUGUGUGGAGGCUAGGGGUUAGGGUACAUAUAUGGUAAUGUGUGGAGGCUAGGGGUUAGGGUACAGAUAUAGUAAUGUGUGGAGGCUAGAGUACAGAUAUUGUAAUAUGUGGAGGCUAGGGGUUAGGGUACAGAUAUAGUAAUGUGUGGAGGCUAGGGGUUAGGGUACAGAUAUAGUAAUGUGUGGAGGCUAGGGGUUAGGGUACAGAUAUAGUAAUGUGUGGAGGCUAGGGGUUAGGGUACAUAUAUGGUAAUGUGUGGAGGCUAGGGGUUAGGGUACAGAUAUAGUAAUGUGUGGAGGCUAGAGUACAGAUAUUGUAAUAUGUGGAGGCUAGGGGUUAGGGUACAGAUAUAGUAAUGUGUGGAGGCUAGGGGUUAGGGUACAUAUAUGGUAAUGUGUGGAGGCUAGGGGUUAGGGUACAGAUAUAGUAAUGUGUGGAGGCUAGAGUACAGAUAUUGUAAUAUGUGGAGGCUAGGGGUUAGGGUACAGAUAUAGUAAUGUGUGGAGGCUAGGGGUUAGGGUACAGAUAUAGUAAUGUGUGGAGGCUAGAGUACAGAUAUUGUAAUAUGUGGAGGCUAGGGGUUAGGGUACAGAUAUAGUAAUGUGUGGAGGCUAGGGGUUAGGGUACAGAUAUAGUAAUGUGUGGAGGCUAGGGGUUAGGGUACAGAUAUAGUAAUGUGUGGAGGCUAGGGGUUAGGGUACAGAUAUAGUAAUGUGUGGAGGCUAGGGGUUAGGGUACAGAUAUAGUAAUGUGUGGAGGCUAGGGGUUAGGGUACAGAUAUAGUAAUGUGUGGAGGCUAGGGGUUAGGGUACAGAUAUAGUAAUGUGUGGAGGCUAGGGGUUAGGGUACAGAUAUAGUAAUAUGUGGAGGCU